Messenger RNA from Schistocerca nitens (vagrant locust), 3155 nucleotides. Its product is annotated as TAR DNA-binding protein 43-like. The record is from RefSeq and is a predicted model, not a curated record. Gene Ontology annotation, biological process: regulation of gene expression. Bases 272 to 1774 code for a protein of 500 amino acids. Gene Ontology annotation, cellular component: nucleoplasm. The transcript is spliced from 4 exons. Gene Ontology annotation, molecular function: RNA binding. NCBI's taxonomy places the organism in Eukaryota, Metazoa, Arthropoda, Insecta, Orthoptera, Acrididae.
ACUGCGCAUUCAAACUCAUACAUCUUGCCGUUCAUAAGGGUUAAUGUCGAUUGUGUACCAAAGGUUGUUUUCGCAAAGACUGUGUAGAAAUACAGUUGUGUGAUUGCUGGCAGUGCUUGAGUGCUACAUUCCAUACUGUGUUGAAGAUCUUUGUGCAUCAUUUCUGAAGGCACCCUAAGAUGCUUAUGUUAAACUACCCGACGAUUAAACGACGCCGUUCUGCGCCUGAGUUGUGUUGUGAUAAAGUGUAAAACUGACAUAAAAGUGAAUAAUGAGCGCGUACUUACAGGUCGCAGAAGAUGAAGGAGAAGAACCCAUAGAACUCCCUACCGAAGAUGAUAGUACAUUAUUGCUUUCAACGCUAGCAGCUCAGUUCCCUGGUACCUGCGGUCUCAAGUAUCGGAAUCCAGAAUCCCGGACAAUGAGAGGCGUUCGACUCGUAGAGGGAAGGUUACACCCUCCAGAGACUGGCUGGGGAACAGGAGUGUAUUACUGCGUGUUUCCCAAAGAAAACAAGAGAAAAUCUGAUGAUCAUUUGGAAAAUUCUACAGCAAAAACAAAAAGAAUGGAGACAAAAUUAAAGUGCUCGGAUCUCAUAGUGCUCGGAUUGCCUUGGAAGACGACUGAACAGCAGUUGCGAGAAUAUUUUGAAUCCUUUGGCGAAGUACUUAUGGCACAGGUGAAGAAAGAUCCCAAAUCUGGCCAGUCAAAAGGUUUUGGAUUUAUCCGUUUUGGAAACUACGAUUCACAGAUGCGUGUUUUAGCACAGAGGCAUAUGAUUGAUGGAAGGUGGUGUGAUGUGAAGAUCCCAAAUUCAAAGGAGGGACAGGUUCAGCAAGUUCCAUGUAAAGUGUUUGUUGGGCGGUGCACUGAAGAUAUGCAGUCGGAUGACUUGCGUGAGUAUUUCUCCAAAUUUGGGGAAGUAACUGACGUCUUCAUCCCAAAACCAUUUCGUGCAUUUGCUUUCGUCACCUUCUUGGAUCCAGAAGUGGCUCAGAACUUGUGUGGUGAAGACCACAUAAUCAAAGGAGUCUCGGUACAUGUGAGCAACGCGGCACCGAAAACGGAUCCAAACGGUCGCUCUUAUGGGGGCAGAGGCCUCGGAUCUCGGGAGCCGAAGAACUUGGCAGGCCCUUUUGGGGGAGCGGCAGGAGCUGCGCACCACUAUCACCAUCCUGGCGGUCCGGGAGGAGGUGGUGCAGGUGGUGGCGGAUGGAACCGGGCUGGCCCAGGACCAGGAGGCAGGGCUCUAGACAUGCCCAAUCUCCAAGCGUUGGGUAUUACAGGACAGGCCGGUGGCCCAGCUGCAGGUGGGGCAGGUCAAAAUGUUGCCAAUCCACUAGGCAUGGGUGCAUUGAACCUCGGAGCCGUAACUGUCAAUCCUGCACUGGUGGCUGCAGCUCUCAAUCAGGCGGGCUGGGGUCUCAUAGGCAAUUUACAAGGUGGCCAGGCUCCAGGACCUGGGCCAGGGGGUACCGCAGAGGGAGGCCCGGGUCCGGCAGCAUUCGGUCAGCCUGGAGCUCCGGGAUUUGCUGGGGCACCAGGUGGACCAGGGCCGGGCCCUGCACCUCAGCAAGGAGCUGCACCCCCUGCUGCAGGAGCGCAAGCUGGAGGUAGUUUUCUCAGUUGGAUGAGCCAAGGUACUCCCACUGGGGGAACUGAUGCCAGUCAAACUGGCAGUGCUCCUGGUACGAGUACCCCCCAGCAGCCUGGUCCAGCCCCUGGGUCGUGGCCUCAAAGAGGCAACAAGGAAGGCUACCUGAAAUAUGAAUAGGCAGGUAAAAGCAAAGUGGAGAAAAAUGUGCUGUCAGGUCCGUAACACUUUCCAACACAAGGACAAUGCUUUGUUUAUUUACAAAAUGCUUUCUUAACUGAUGUGAAUCAUUUUAUAUUCUUAAGGUAAGUCAUGUCAUUCUGAAAAGUGCUUGCCCACUUUGGUCAUUGGUGCUUAUGUAACUGCCGCGAAAUUUUAGACUUGUGCUUCCUAGGUUUUUCAUCUGAAGUCAUGCCAGUUAUUUCUGAUUACUAAGAUAGAUACUGAACAUAGGAAAACCUAUAUUUGUGAAAUAUAACAUUUAAAUGUGCAUCUCAGAGCUCUGAAAGGAAAGUCAUUUAUCCAGCGCAAUUGAAGUAAGAUGAUUGUGUUUGUAUUCAGUGUCCAGAAUCCCAAAAAUAUUCUCCCUCUCCCUCAAUUCUUUGUACUGUCAUCAUCAUCAGUAAAGAUAGGGAACUCAUAGCUCAGUGUGACAUUGUUAAUACUUUGUAGUAUGAAGUGAACAUGGGUUUAUGAAAUAGAGUGUUGGCAGAAUUAUAAAAUUUUUAACUUUCUGUGCUCAGAAAAGUUUUGUUCUUUCUGUUUGUAGAACCUUGCCAUUUUGUAAUGGAUAUCAGGUCAGUCCUUGUUUUAAUUGUUACAAUUUUGAUAACUUUUGUUCAUGCAUUACUUCAUCUCAGUACUGGCAUCAGAUAAUCAUGAAUUGAGCUGAAUAGCUUAUAUAUGUACAUGCUUCACAGAGGGUUUCUUGUUUUGUUGAGUUCAGUGUUGGUUCAGAUUUUUGUUUCUCCUUUGGUAAACUUAUUUCUGAAACUUACACACUAAUUCUGCAUCUGACUUUGUACGUACAUCUGACGAUAAAAUGAGUUCCCACGAGAUGUAUUGCGAGUAACAGAAAUCUCAACAAGCUGAUUAUUUCUCAUUUCACUUAGUUACUGUGUUUCCAGAAUUCUGGUCACUAUAAUACAUAAUAUGGUCUUUUAGAAUUACUUGUAGCCAAUGUAGCCAUUUGUGAUAUUUCAUCAGAAAUGAAGGCGGAGGGAUUAAAAAUGACAUCAUGUAAGAAGUGUGUUGAUAUCAAGUUGUAGUAAUUACUUUGCAGACUGUUUUAUCUAAAUUACUAAUAUUUUGUAAACUGUAGUUGACUUUCACUCUGAACCUCCAUUGAUAGUGUAUAUAUUUCAACCUAUUCCUAAUGUUGUCAACAAGAAAUGGAUCAUUUUGCUCGAGAAAUUGAGGAAAUUAAGUUUUCUUUUCAUAUAUUUUUAUAAUUAAAUGACAGCGUUAUAAAAAUAUCGUGAUAGAUAUUUUAUAUGAUUACUAAUUAUAGUUUACUUCUUGUUAAAGACUUCAGUUCAUUAGCCUUACGGCUUCCUCUUUC